GUUUCCUGCAAGAUGGCACUUCGUACGCUUUGUCGCCAAGCGAGUUUUCUUCCCUCUUUCCAGUGCCCACUUCCCUCUCGCAUCUUUCGAGCACGAUUGAUAUCUGCUUCUGCAGUGAGAUUUUUAGCACAAAAAAUGGAACACCCUCGCGUAUUUUUUGAUAUGACCGCAGAUAAUCAACCUGUGGGAAGAAUUGUGAUCGAGCUACGGACUGAUGUUACUCCAAAAACUUGUGAAAAUUUCCGAGCUCUCUGCACUGGGGAGAAGGGUUUCGGAUACAAAGGCUCAACUUUCCACCGUGUUAUUCCGAAUUUCAUGUGCCAAGGCGGUGAUUUUACCAAUCACAACGGUACUGGAGGAAAGUCCAUUUAUGGUAACAAGUUUCAGGACGAAAACUUCACCUUGAAGCACACGGGCCCUGGAAUCAUGUCGAUGGCCAAUGCUGGGCCCAACACAAACGGUUCCCAAUUUUUCAUUACCACUGUUAAAACUACAUGGCUCGAUAAUAAGCAUGUGGUUUUUGGUGCAGUAGUAGAGGGAAUGGAUGUUGUAAAGAAAAUCGAAGCACUUGGUUCACAAUCUGGAAAGACCUCCAAGAAAAUUAUUGUUGCCGAUUGUGGUCAGCUUUAAGUUCCACGCAUAUUAUCUUUACGUAUUAUAAUUAAGUUUUCCAUCAUUACUACUUUUCUUUUUUAUUAUUGAUAGCCUCAACCUUUACCUGACUGUGGAAAUCAAUAUCAUUCCAAAUUAGGCAGUAAAUAAUUUGUACUUGUAUCACUUGUUAAAAGAUGUUCCAAUAGCAUUGUGAUUUCAUACUCUUGUAAUAUGCUAAAUUUGUGCCACUAUGUAGAAGUAGACUAAAUUGCAUUUA
Molecule: messenger RNA, 871 nt
Organism: Photinus pyralis (common eastern firefly)
Lineage: Eukaryota; Metazoa; Arthropoda; Insecta; Coleoptera; Lampyridae
Product: peptidyl-prolyl cis-trans isomerase-like
Exons: 2
Coding region: 13-630 (205 amino acids)
Biological process (GO): protein folding; protein peptidyl-prolyl isomerization
Cellular component (GO): intracellular membrane-bounded organelle
Molecular function (GO): peptidyl-prolyl cis-trans isomerase activity
Source: RefSeq, a predicted model, not a curated record